Messenger RNA from Porites evermanni, 2503 nucleotides. NCBI's taxonomy places the organism in Eukaryota, Metazoa, Cnidaria, Anthozoa, Scleractinia, Poritidae. The record is from the annotation of a GenBank genome assembly.
AUGUCAGCAAACAAGUCUAGGAUAAAUCGCACUUGCUUCGGUGUGCUAGUUUGUCACGACGAUAAAAAAUUCGGUGGAAUUAUUGGUAUGGGAAAACGAUAUAUCGAUGUAUUUGGAAAUAAGAGCAACCCUGAGCAAGAAGAAUGGCUUAUAUUUUCCACAGUUUACGGCGAACUGUCGUCGGAAAAAGAUUUAGAUACUUUCACCGGUUUCUUCAUUUCCGGAAGUCCUCUGCUUCCAAACGAAGACCUUAAGUGGAUCAACGAUUUGAAGACAUUUAUCCGAAGAGCUUUCCAACACCCUGCUAAGCCUCGUCGUAUUGUUGGCGUCUGUUUUGGACAUCAGGUUAUCGCCUCGGCACUAGGGGGAAAAGUAACUUCCUCUCCGUCGAAGAAAUUUGUUCUGCAAAGCGAGAAGAUCAAAUCUAAGGAACAUUUUCGCUUUCAAGGCCACAAAGCUUUCAGAGAGCUUUUCGAGAGCCAUGAUUCUCUACGAUUGCUUGAGUCUCAUAGAGAUUUUGUUGAAAUCCUCCCUGCUAAAGCUCUAAGUUUGGCGAGCUCUACAACCUGCGAACAUGAAAUGGUUCAGUUCACGGAAAAUAUAUUUGGAAUUCAAGCUCAUCCAGAAUUUAAUGUGCAAGAUUACAAAGAAGUGAUAAUUCCUGGUAUGUUGGCUAGAGGUAAAAUUGACCAAAAAGGACAAAGAUUUUGCGAAGAAACUCUUAAUCUGCCAUUGGAUUCAGUAAAAGUUUUGGCUGCAUUGAAGAAAUUUGCGUCCAAAGAGGAUACUUGACAAAUAGAAAGAACAUUGUAAAGUUGACGAGGGAGUCAGUGCCAAAUUAUAGCUAUUUUUGUCAGAAAGGAUAACUGUCUACAUUAAGGGAAAAGUUGCAUGAUAUGAGUAUUAAAGGUUUAUUUAAUCCGUUGAUUUUUGUUUUGGUCUCUAGGAACAACGUAUAAGGUAUGGAGAGAUCGCAAGCUACGCAUGUCACUCGUUUUCAUUCUAAUAGACAUAGGGUGCGUUCCUUUGGAGUGAUCCGGAUUAGGAUCAGUGAUCCGAGAUCACUUGGAUCAUGGUAGAUCAAAUGAACCGAUGAAUCCACUCUGGACAAGGAUUCGUCGGUUCUUUUGAUCUACCAUGAUCCGAGUGAUCUCCGAUCACUGAUCCUGAUCCGGAUCAUCCCAAAGGAACGCACCCAGAGCGAUGUGCCCACCAUUACAAUCUGCGUUCUGCCGCACGAUGGGGAACUCUUGAUAGUAGUCCUCUAGUCCGAGAGUCUCCAUCCAAAAAGGGGACUUGUUUUUGGCUUCCAGGCCCAGUUCUUCGAAGGUCGAUUAGCGCUAACCCGGGAGAAAAUUUCUAAUCCUGGCUUCUUUUUCUUUUGUUCAAUUUGAAUUGUGACUCUGACGAGUGUUCUGUCUGUGACGAUUGUUGUGACCCUGAAGAGUUUUGUUUUUAAGCUUUCAUAUCUGAAUUCAAAUUUCGCACUAACCCUGGUUUAUCUGAACCCAGUUUUGAACAACCCGGCCCUGCAUGGUAUUUUAAAAUAUAACAGGAUAGGCGCUUUCAUGAUCGAUAAGAAAGGUUAGGGAUUAGGUAUUAAAAAAGGCUUUUAAUGCCCAAAAUAUUUCGAAUGAGAAGCAGAAGCACGUCAGGACCGAAUUUUUUUCUUAUUUAUUACACGCUACAUGAGAAUGACAAGACGGUUUCCCUGCUUUAGCGAAUUAUUCACAAGUUUAGUAAUAGCCUGGGAAUACAACCGCCUUGAAAGGUACACGUGCAUUCUCUCUUGGCAUCUUUCAAUAAAUAAAGAUACGCGUAUACGGAAGGCAUCCCUUUUCGGUGUCAAAAAUAGUAUAUAAAUGGGUAAGGUUUAAUUACGCCAUAUGUAGGGCAGUGCCUCCACAUAUAAAACUUCGUUGAGUAUCCCUUAGUCCGCUACACAGCCGUUUUUUAGUGUCGUCACGCAACACUCCUCCCCAUUAGUGGGGAGGAGCGUUGCGUGACGACACUAAAAACGGCUGUGUAGCAGACUAAGUAUCCCUCGGAGCUUUGUUACCUUCGCUAGUGUCGGAGUCAGAGUCGGGAUCGAAGUUGAAGUCGGGUGUCGGGGUCGAAAUCGACGUCUGAAUCAGAAACACUGUGUUCCAAACCGAAAUAUCGAACAAAUAGAAUUCAACAUGUAAUUUUUGUUUUCUUUGUUUACAUUUUUCUAUCACUUUUCCUGCUGUAAGGAUCAGUUUACCUGUUUUAAUUUAAAAAUUUGGCCUAAAUCAGAGUCGGAGACGGAGUUAAAGUCGAGUUGGCCUUGAAGCUUGGAGCACCGGUAGUAGCUGGAGUCGGAGUCGUAAACGGAAUCGGAGGCGGAGUCGUUGUCGGAGUCGGAAUCGAAGUCGGAGAGAUAGAGAGAGUUGAAGAGUGGAAGUCUGAGUUGAAGCAGAAGAGUACGCGAAGUUGUAAGAGCGCUUAUGACCUUGUCGGUGACAAUAAAAAAUCAGAGUAU